AUGCCAGAUAGAGUUAGCGUCUAUGUUAGAGUAGCUCCUAGGGAUGAAAGUCGUAGACACAGAGCAAUUUGUAAAGUAAUUAAUACAGACAGUAUAUUACUGUCAUCUAAUCCAAAACGUCAGACCACAUUUAUUAGGAGUUCAUUUGAGAAUAAAGAAGAGAAGAUAUUUAAAUUUGAUAAAUGCUUUGAUGAAGGUUUUGGUAAGAUAAACUCUCAAAGUGAAUUUUAUAAAGGUUCUAUAAAUCAUUUUGUCAAGGAUGCAUUAAAUGGUUAUAAUUGCUGUAUACUUGCCUAUGGACAAACAGGUAGUGGGAAGACAUAUACCAUGAUGGGUGAAUCUAAGAAUGAUACUAGAGGUGUAAUACCAAGAUUUUGUGAAGAUUUAUUCCACGAAAUUGAAAGUAUUAAAAUUAAGGAUAGUAGCGAUUUGUCUCAGAGAAGUGAAUAUAAAGUAGUUUGUUCAAUAUUUGAAAUUUAUAAUGAACAGAUAAUUGACUUAUUAGAGAUGAAUGAAGUCCAAUCUUGUUCAAAAUACCGUGUAAGGGAGAACAGAGAUAGAAGCAUGUAUAUUGAGAAUAUCACUGAAAUUGAAGUUAGUAAUAUUGAUCAAAUGAUCAAAUGUGUCAAGAUGGGAUUUAGAAAUAGAACUACUAGAUCGACUAAUAUGAAUGUAAAUUCAAGUAGAUCGCAUGCAAUUGUUUCGAUUACCAUAAAACGAACAGACAUUGAUUUAAAUACCAAUAGUUCAAUAAUAUCUGACUCAAUUUGUAGAUUUGUUGAUUUAGCAGGAAGUGAAAGGUCUACUGCCACUCAGAAUUGUCAUAAUGAUAGAUUAAAAGAAGGAAACAGCAUCAAUAAAUCUUUAAGUACACUAAGAAGAGUUUUGACAAGUUUGAAGAAAAGAGAAGAACUGAAAUAUAAUAGUAAUAGUAAUAGUUCUGCACAUAAUAUAGUUGUACCAUUUCGAGAAUCACUAUUAACAUGGAUUUUAAAAGAUAAUUUAGGUGGUAAUAGUAAAACGUGUAUUAUAGCGUGUAUUUCACCAACUAAUUUUGAAGAAUCUGCGUCUACCUUAAGAUAUGCAGACAUUGCUCAAACGAUUAAAACCAAUUCAAUAAUUAAUACAUAUUCUAAUACAACAUUAUUAGAUAAUUUACAAAAACAAUUAAGAAUAAUGGAGAUUGAAGUUAAUAAAUUGCAAAAAGAUCAAAAUUCAUCAUUAGAAUUACAGUACAUCCUAAAUAAUCUUAAACUUGAGAAUAAAUUUUUGGAGAAAAAUUUCAUUAAUAGGGCAAAUUUAUCAUCAGAAAUGAGAAAGUUAUUAAUUGAUAGUGAGAUCAAAAAAUUUCAAUUAAUGAAAGUUAUCCUUGCAAUUGAAAUUAAACUAAAAGAUCCUAAAAAGAUCGAUGCAAAAUUAAUUGGUAGAUUAGAACAAUUAAAAUUAAAUGACGCUAAAUUAUAUAAUAACUUUGUAUUGAACAAGGAUAAAUUCGAAGCUACAGUAGAUAUUUAUAAAUAA
Molecule: messenger RNA, 1521 nt
Organism: Vanderwaltozyma polyspora DSM 70294
Lineage: Eukaryota; Fungi; Ascomycota; Saccharomycetes; Saccharomycetales; Saccharomycetaceae
Product: kinesin family protein
Exons: 1
Coding region: 1-1521 (506 amino acids)
Biological process (GO): microtubule-based movement
Molecular function (GO): microtubule binding; ATP binding; microtubule motor activity
Source: RefSeq, a predicted model, not a curated record